This is a messenger RNA of Orycteropus afer afer, 839 nucleotides long. Lineage: Eukaryota; Metazoa; Chordata; Mammalia; Tubulidentata; Orycteropodidae. The record is from RefSeq and is a predicted model, not a curated record.
AUGGCGGCGACCGAGGAACCGAGACUUGAGGAGUGGGAAGAGGAGGAAGUAAGUGCCACCCGGAAAGCCUGGUCAUCGGUCGUGGUGAUGGCUUCGCGGGUUGUGUUUCGCGCAGGGAGUCCAGAGGCGGCGGCUGGCGGGAGGGAGGCCUCUGGGCGCGCAGAGCCUGGGAGGGAGCAGUUGGUUCUGGUGGAAUUGUCAGGAAUUAUUGAUUCAGACUUUCUUUCAAAAUGUGAAAAUAAAUGCAAAGUUUUGGGAAUUGAUACUGAGAGGCCUGUUAUGCAGGUGGACAACUAUGUCUUUGCUGGAGAAUAUGAAGAUGCUCUUGGGACCUGUGUUAUAUUUGAAGAAGAUGUGGAAGAACAUGCAGAUGGAGAAGGCAGUAAUAAAACAGUGCUGAAAUACAGAUGCCACACAAUGAAGAAGCUCAGCAUGACAAGGACUCUUCUGACAGAAAAGAAGGAAGGAGAAGAAAACAUAGGUGGUGUGGAAUGGAUGCAAAUCAAGGAUAAUGACUCCUCCAAUAGACCCAACAUGAUCUGUAGUUUUCUCCAUGAAAAUGAAGAUGAGGAAGUUGUAGCUCCGGCUCCAGAUAAAUCUUUGGAGUUGAGGGGGCAAGAGAUUCAAAUGAAAGAUAAUUCAGACCUGAGUUAUGAACAGGGGAAACCAUUACACUUGGACAUAGAGGAUUCUGGUCCUCUAAUUGAGAUCCCUUCUUUUGAUACAGAAGGUUUUGUUUUUAUGGAAACUCAAGAUGCUACUUUAGAAGCCACUCCUAGAUGAAAGGUUUCUCGUAAUACCUAAUCAUGAAUUUUUUUAGUUUUUGUAUCCAAUAAUUG